Messenger RNA from Erinaceus europaeus (western European hedgehog), 4021 nucleotides. RefSeq names its product brain derived neurotrophic factor (gene BDNF). Gene Ontology annotation, biological process: positive regulation of peptidyl-serine phosphorylation; neuron projection morphogenesis; regulation of neuron differentiation. The record is from RefSeq and is a predicted model, not a curated record. Gene Ontology annotation, molecular function: nerve growth factor receptor binding; growth factor activity. Lineage: Eukaryota; Metazoa; Chordata; Mammalia; Eulipotyphla; Erinaceidae.
AUGCUUGGAACCACCAGUUUCCUCCAUGUGUGCAGGAGGUUAAUCCACAAUAAUGCUCAAAACACUGAGUUGCUACAGAAAGGGUUGCAUGUCCACACAUGCUCUUGCAUCUACCCACCCGCUUCGAUACGGCAUGACUGUGCAUCUCAGAGGAAAGGCUGUGCAGUGUGCACCACUUCAGUGGAAUUUAAGAAAUUGACUCCUGAAAAUGGUCUCAUAAAGAUCCACCAGGUGAGAAGAGUGAUGACCAUCCUUUUCCUUACUAUGGUUAUUUCAUACUUUGGUUGCAUGAAGGCUGCCCCCAUGAAAGAAGCAAACUUCCGAGGACAAGGCAGCUUGGUCUACCCAGGUAUGCGGACCCAUGGGACUCUGGAGAGCGCGAAUGGGCCCAAGGCAGGUGCAAGAGACCUGGCAUUGGCUAACACUUUUGAACACAUGAUAGAAGAGCUGUUGGACGAGGACCAGAAAGUUCGUCCCCAUGACGAAACCCCUAAGGACGCGGACUUGUAUACUUCUCGAGUGAUGCUCAGUAGUCAAGUGCCUUUGGAGCCUCCUCUUCUCUUUCUGCUUGAGGAAUACAAAAAUUACCUGGAUGCUGCAAACAUGUCGAUGAGGGUCCGGCGCCACUCUGACCCUGCCCGCCGUGGGGAGCUGAGCGUGUGCGACAGUGUUAGCCAGUGGGUGACAGCAGCAGAUAAAAAGACUGCAGUGGACAUGUCGGGCGGGACGGUCACCGUCCUUGAAAAAGUACCUGUAUCCAAAGGUCAACUGAAGCAGUACUUCUACGAGACCAGGUGCAAUCCGCUGGGUUUCACGAAGGAGGGCUGCAGGGGCAUAGACAAAAGGCAUUGGAACUCCCAGUGCCGAACUACCCAAUCGUACGUGCGGGCACUAACCAUGGAUAACAAAAAGAGAAUUGGCUGGCGAUUUAUAAGGAUAGACACUUCUUGUGUAUGUACAUUGACCAUUAAAAGGGGAAGAUAGUGGAUUUAUGUUGUAUAGAUUAUAUUGAGACAAAAAUUAUCUAUUUGUAUAUACACAUAACAGGGUAAAUUAUUCAGUUAAGAAAAAAAUAAUUUUAUGAACUGCAUGUAUAAAGGAAGUUUAUACAGUACAGUGGUUCUACAAUCUAUUUAUUGGACACAUCCAUGACCAGAAGGGAAACAGUCAUUUUUGCGCACAACUUUAAAAAGUCUGCAUUACAUUCCUUAAUAAUGUGGUUUGUUGCCGUUGCCAAGAAUUGAAAACGUAAAAAGUUUAAAAACUAAUAAUAAAUUGCAUGCUGCUUUAAUUGUGAAUUGAUAAUAAACUGUCCUCUUUCAGAAAACAAACAAAUACCAACAAAAAUUUGAACCAAAACAUUCCGUUUACAUUUUAGACAGUAAGUAUCUUCGUUCUUGUUAGUAUCACAUCUGUUUUGCUGCUUUUAACUUCUGAUAGCAUUGGAAUUAAAACAAUGUCAAGGUGCUGUUGUCAUCGCUUUACUGGCUUAAGGGGUAAGGGAUGGGAGGGGUAUAUUUUUGUUUGUUUUGUGUUUUUUGUUUUUGUUUGGUUUUGUUUUGUUUCUUUCAGUUCCCACAGGGAAUAAAGAUGGAGAAAGAAUUCCUUCAAUAUACAUUCUGAUUGAUGAGUCACUUAUGUAUUGUAUGGAUAUUUGCUAUAUCAAUCUGAAAAGUGAAUAAAAAUUAAGGCAAUUGAACUAAACGUUGACCCCCACUUCCCAUCAUGCAUCUUAUAAGGGCCCUCUCACUCUCACUCAGGUCCUCUCCCUCCUUGGUCAGGGGAAAAUUAUUUUGUUGGAAAGAUCUGCAUUUACUUAAAGCAUAUUAUCCCCCCCAAACCCUUUUGAUUCCCCUCUUUAUUUUAUUUUCUCUUGAGGAAGAAAAAUUAGUUUUGUGCCCUUGGAAAUAUUUUACCAAUAUUAUGAACAAGUGAGCAAAUUUGUCAUACCAUGUCUCUGACAAUAAGCUUAGAAAACAGUGAUUUCUUUCUUUCUUUUUUUUUUUUUUAAGUAAAGGAGCAACAACAACUUUUUUUUAUGAGGGGUAAACAUUUGGGUAAAUCAUUAUACAGCAUAAAGAAAAAAUUGUGGUAAGGCUUCAAAUGUCUUUCAAGUAAAGAUGGAGUUCUGUAUGGGCCCAGAAACACCUAGAUUAGAGCAGGAGUCCACACUUCCAGUGAAAUGAGACUGAACAGCUAAAGGGAAGCUGUGUAGAGUGGAUAGAUCACUUCCCCUCAAUGCAGGAGGAAUUUAUGAGUGGCCAUCCUGAGGUCUAGGUUGGGGUUUGAAAUGAUACUUGAGACAUUCCAAGAGGACGGCCUCUGGAGUGCCCAUUAGAAGUGGCCCUGGAAUGACAUGUGUCAAGUUGCUUGGACCUCGCGUUUUAAGUUUUUAAGUGCCUACAUUAUCUAACUGUGCUAAGAGGUUCUCGCUGGAGGACCACGCUCAAGUCAGUUUAUGCCUUCCACCCCUGAAUAGUAUUAGAUAAUGCUGGACUAACUUGGAGCAGGUUCAGAACCUCAUGUGGAUUUGUGAUCAUGAGGCUCAUAUGAUGGUAUAGAAGCUAUUUGCUACACAAACACUUAACUGUUUUGAAAUUAGGACUUUGAGGAAACCAGGGUUUUUGUCCUUUGGGAAUUUUGGGUAAGGGGAAAUGUAAUAGGAGAAGACUCCCCUGCCAUAUCCCAAACUCAGGUUAGAUGAUUAAGGCUACUGAUAUAAAGUCUUGUCCAGAAAGAAGAUUUUAGGAAGGUGCCUUCACAUUCAGGACACUCCACAGCUUGAAGGUAUCUUGCUUAAUGGAGGAGGAGACAGGAUAGAAUUUAAUUCCCACUCAAGGUCACAGUCAUCUCCUACCCAUCUUGGCUGUUCAUGCAGAAGAGCCAUUCUUCACCUCUGCUAUAGUGGGUUAGGAGAAGCAAAGUUAGAAUCCUAGAAUAGUGACCCUAGGAAAUACAGACACCAGUGAAAAGUAGUGCUAAACCCAUUCAAACACUGUGCAAUCCUGAAAAUGUCCUGGAACGGUGUAUCAGAAAACCUCACAAAAUUGCUGCAUCUUCAUGUAGGAUAAGGGAUAAACAAAGGAAGAUGUCUACCAUGACCAGAGAAUGAAGAAACUAUCAACAAAUAAUUUCUUGUUUGUUCAGUCUUUCAUUUAGAACCAGCCUGUCUUUUACAGUACCAUUGGAAUACCUAUCUUCAACAGAAGGAAAGCUUUAUGUAGUAUAGGUUUGUUUUGUUAUUUCAAAAAUACUCUUUGUAUUUUAACAUGUAAUGAAUACUUGGAAUAUAUGCUGUACACUCGUUUUUGCAUCCUCUUCUUAGGGGGAUAAAUUUAUUAAAAACAGUAACAAGCAAAAAAAAAAAAAAAAAAAAAAAAACUAGUCCCUAUCACAGCCACAAAGUGCUGAGGUUUUCAAGGCCUGAUACUGGCAGAGUAGGGGACAAUCAGCAAUGGUGUAGCCAGUGGCUUUCUUUUACCCAAGAAGAUACAUCUCAGUCACAUGCUUGGUGGUUUAUGUUGACCCAAGAUUUAUUUCAUUAAAAAUAUUUCUCUGUUGCUGUUCAUUUUUGUUCUGUUUUGUUUUGUUUCUUAAAGCCUUGCUGUGGUCUCUUUGUGGCAGAAGUGUUUCUUGCAUGGCAGCAGGCCUGUUGCUUUUUUUAUGGUGAUUCCCAUUGAAAAUGUAAGUAAAUGUCUGUGGCCUUGUUCUCUCUAUGGUAAAGAUAUUAUUCACCAUGUAAAACAAAAAAAUAUUUAUUGUAUUUUAGUAUAUUUAUAUAAUUAUGUUAUUGAAAAAAAUUGGCAUUAAAACUUAACCUCAUCAGAAGCCUAUUGUAAAUACAAGUUCUAUUUAAGUGUACUAAUUAACAUAUAAUAUAUGUUUUAAAUAUAGAAUUUUUAAUGUUUUUAAAUAUAUUUUCAAAGUACAUAAAAUCUGGGGGUUCUGGGUUUUUUUUCUUUUCACUGUAAAACAAACAUGAAAAAGUGUUUAAUUAAAAUACGUGUGUUCCUUGCUUUAA